AAAAGGCAGAAGUGCAAGCGGUUGGUGGCAAACAAUGUCGUGACAGAGAGCGUUGGAGGUAUGCAGGAGAGAAUGGCAGCAUACUUGAUUUAAAUGCUACACAUAUAGCUGUAAGAAGGACAGAGGACUGAUUCAAGUUGAUCAGAAGAUACAGAUUAUUUAAAAUCAAGUGAAUCUUUGGAUAUUGACUACUGCUGAAAUAUGGGUGAGUCCAGUAUGUGCCAGGUGAGGUCGACAGUCAUGCUGUAUGAUGACAACGGCAAGCGCUGGGUGCCAGCAGGAUCUGAUCCUGCUUCCAUCAGUCGCGUCCACAUCUAUCACAACCCUGCAGUCAACAGCUAUAGAGUGGUGGGCCGCAAAAUGCAGGCUGACCAGCAGGUGGUGAUCAACUGUCCCAUUAUCAAAGGGAUGAAGUAUAACCAAGCCACACCCAACUUCCACCAGUGGAGGGAUCCCAAACAGGUGUGGGGGCUGAACUUUGGCAGUAAGGAGGACGCUUCACUUUUUGCCAGCUGCAUGAUGCAGGCUUUAGAGUCUCUCAACGCAGCGGCGGGCGCAGGCUCAGCUCAGAAUGGACCCUCAGCACAGGAACUGGAAGAGCAGAGAAGGCAGGAGCGUCAGAGGCAAGAACAGCAGGAGAGGGAGCGUCUGGAGAGAGAGAGGAAGGCCUCAGCUGCUCCUCCUGCUCCACCAGCCGCUCCGCCAGCCCCACCCGCUCCGCCAGCACCCCCACCACCUCCAGGUCCACCCCCCUCCUCAGGAGCAUGUCCUCCACCUCCACCACCUCCUCCUGGGGGCAUUCCAGCUGCACCACCUCCACCCCCUGCUGGGGGAGGAGGAGGUGGAGGUGGUGGAGGUGGUGGAGGUGGUGGAGGGGCAACUGAUCUGGCUGCAGCUCUGGCAGGAGCCAAACUGCGUAAAACAAAAAAGACAGAUGAUGGUGAAGGAGGAGCCUCGAGCCCCAAACCAUCUGGUGGAGGUGGAGGUGGAGGUGGAGGAGGCAAUUUAAUGGGAGAAAUGAGUGCCAUUCUUGCGAGGAGGAGGAAAGUUGCUGAUACCCCUGCUGCAAAGAAGGAAGAGCCUCGAAGUGAAGAUUCUGAUUCCCCAGCAACAAAAGGACCAGGUGAAACCAAUGAAAAGCCCUGGGAAAAAUCUGCCACCAUACCAAGGCCCAAAACCAUGCCCACCAGUCAAAGGGACUCCUUCCCAAGUCCCAGUGGCUCCUCCUCUCCCUCCUCUAACACGCCUACUACCCCAGUGUCCAGGAUGAAGCUGGCGAAAAAGAACUCAGAAAGUGCAGGAAGUGAUGGAGUUGAUAUGGAAAAACUCAAACAGGAAAUUCUUGAAGAAGUAAAAAAAGAGCUUCACAUAGUGAAGGAGGAGAUAAUCACAGCACUGAUCCAGCAGCUACAAAGUGCUCAGCUCAAGGAUGAAGAGAUUUGAAAGACUGAAGAAUGGAUCGAGAGAAUAUGAAUGCUUUAUGAUACAAUGCUCAGGCAAUUUACAUGCUAUUUAGCCAAUGGAAAUGGUUAGGUAUUUUUACAAAAUGCAAAUUAUGAUAUAUAAAUACAUUUGUUUGUAUUUAUUAUGGUAUAUUCUUUGUAUUUUCCUGUGGUACUUGAAGUCACCAAUAUUGAUAUCUGAGCCAAAUCUGCUAUUCUUUUUUUGAUGAACAUAAAACAUACAGAAAUAUUUCAAUAAGAAUACCUUCAGUUUUAGUAGUCUUCAGGUUGAUUGCAACAUCCUUCUGUCUCCCUACUGUCCUUUUUCCUUGUUGGCACAUACAUUGGUGGUAGAUAUGAUAACACAAAUACACAACACAAAAAAAAUGUAAUAACAUACAAUACCCCACAAUAAAUACAUGUGAAGCUUUUAAUGUGCUGUUUGAUAACUACAACACAGUGGAGAAAUACAGCACCACAAUAUUUGGCUUCAAAAUAUUAGAAAUGAAUCAACACCUUUCUGAACACAAACCAAGCAAAAAAAAACCCACAUGUAUGUCAAACAUGAAUAAAUGAACAUACAUCAAUUGUGUUU
This is a messenger RNA of Scomber scombrus (Atlantic mackerel), 2037 nucleotides long. RefSeq names its product vasodilator-stimulated phosphoprotein-like. The record is from RefSeq and is a predicted model, not a curated record. Gene Ontology annotation, molecular function: profilin binding; SH3 domain binding. The transcript is spliced from 13 exons. Lineage: Eukaryota; Metazoa; Chordata; Actinopteri; Scombriformes; Scombridae. Bases 202 to 1443 code for a protein of 413 amino acids. Gene Ontology annotation, biological process: neural tube closure; positive regulation of actin filament polymerization; actin cytoskeleton organization.